AUGAAUAUGAGUGAUUCAAUUGUUAGUAUUUUUGAUCUACCUGAUGAAAUAUUGCUUACUAUUUUCAAGAAACUUAAUAAUUUUGAUACUCUAUAUUCCCUAGUUGGUGUUAAUAGAAAACUUGAUAAUGUGGCAUGUGAUAUCACCAUUACUCGAGCUAUUGAUCUGAUGAUAACAUCAUCAAAUGGAGCAAACAAUUCGAAAACUAAUGCAAUAUUUGAUCGAUUUUGGAUAUACAUAUUACCUCGAAUUCAUGGCAAUGUGUAA
Rotaria sordida is the source of this 267-nucleotide messenger RNA. NCBI's taxonomy places the organism in Eukaryota, Metazoa, Rotifera, Eurotatoria, Philodinida, Philodinidae. The record is from the annotation of a GenBank genome assembly.